UACUAGUAAAAAUUAGAAGUUUCAGAACUUUUGAAACACAUGUAAUCUUCUCUCUCGUUUCACCAUUCGUCUGUUUUCCUUUGGUCAUCUUCUCACUCACCCACCCACCGCCCUUCUUUUUCUCUCUCCUCCAACCAUGGUUAAAAAUCUUCUUCCAUUAGUAUAUACAUGGUUGAGUUAAUAUAUAUAACUUGUUGUUAAAAAACAAAAGUAGUAAGAUUUCUUUAUUUUUGAGUUAUGGGAAAUAUCACACCUUCUUAUGAUCAACUGUUAUGCAACAAAUGUCAUGCUCCAAAAUUUAAAGGAUUAUUGGAUUUUAUAGACAUUGCUAUUUUUAGCAGUAAAUCAUAUUUCUUGUUCCAAGUAAAAAUUAAGAGGAAAGGAAAAAAAAAAACGACUCCCACAUUAUUCAGUGGGAGUCAGAUAGAUAUAGAAGAUUAUACUAUAUCACUCUCUUUCUCUCUCUAACAACUUUAUUUUCUCUCUCUAAAAUUCUUCUCUAGAAUCUUUCUUCAAAAGAAAACAAACAAACAAACAAACCCUAAGAAAGAAAGAAAGAAAGAGAUGAUGAUGAUGGUGGAGGAGAGAGAAAAUGAGAAAAAUGAUGUCCUUGGAUUUGCCCAAAAUAAUGGAGUCGUUGUUUUUAACAGUGGUAACUCAGCGAGUGGGAACGGUGGACUCGGUAACUCGGGUGAGUCAACUCGGGCGAUUUUGGGGUGUUUUGGAGAGCAUAAAAUUCAGAGGAAGAAAAGGAUGGCUAGACAAAGAAGGUCCUCUGUUAGUCUCUUACCCUUUGCUUCCUCUCACGUGCCUACUCUCUCUCUUCCUGCACGUGUCAUUGAUCCACGGAGAUUGAGAUUUUUAUUUCAAAAGCAACUUCAGAACAGUGACGUCAGCUCGCUAAGGAGGAUGGUGCUACCAAAGAAAGCAGCCGAGUCACACCUCCCUACUCUAGAAACUAAGGAGGGAAUUUAUAUCAGCAUGGAUGAUAUGGACGGGGUGCACAUCUGGAACUUCAAGUAUAGGUUUUGGCCAAAUAACAACAGUCGAAUGUAUGUCCUAGAAAACACAGGUAAAAGGGACUUUGUAAGUGCUCAUCGUUUGCAGCUUGGGGACUUCAUAAUGGUCUAUCAAGACAUCAUUAACCUUAACUAUGUGAUACAAGCCAAGAAGACUUCACAACAAGAAAUAUACAAUGACUAUACAACCAACGCAGUUAGUGAUCAUUACUAUCAAGUUCACAAUUUUGAGAUAAACCGGUACAAUCAAUUAAGCUGGAACGAUCCCGGGAAAGUGGAGGAUGAUAAUAAGACAUGCAUGUCAUUUGUAUAUGAGACAACCAGCUUCUCCAAUGACUCGCCUUUCGAUUUUCUUGGUGGGUCUAUGACUAACUACUACUCAGGGAUGGGCGGUCAUGGCUUCGAAAACUUCGGAUCUGUUGAUAAUUUGUCCCUUGACGACUUCUAUUGAAGUUCAUGUUGAAUAUGUCAAUGAUCUGAAACAUAAGAUGGUGUUUCAUGUCUUAUCUUUGUUUCUUUUGGCUGGGUAAAAAGCUCACUCACUCUAUGGUGGUUUUUUGGUUGGUAAAAAUGUAGCUAUAAAUAAUGGGUUUGGGGUUUGGAAAGGUUAAAGAAAAGAAAGAGGGAGAAAGUUUUACCUAAGCUUGAUAUGUUGUUGUAUGUGAUGGGAUAGUCCAAGUUAACAAUUUGGUAAAUUUUGUUGUAAAACUUGAACUAACUAUUUGCAUCUUUUGUUACAUGCUA
Molecule: messenger RNA, 1763 nt
Organism: Beta vulgaris subsp. vulgaris (sugar beet)
Lineage: Eukaryota; Viridiplantae; Streptophyta; Magnoliopsida; Caryophyllales; Amaranthaceae
Product: B3 domain-containing transcription factor FUS3
Exons: 6
Coding region: 565-1470 (301 amino acids)
Molecular function (GO): DNA binding; DNA-binding transcription factor activity
Source: RefSeq, a predicted model, not a curated record